AUGCAGGUAAAACAACCGAUAAUACUCAUUGGAGAAACAGGAACUUCAAAAACAGCAAUAAUAUCAAAUUUCCUAAGAAACAUUAACACGACUAAUUAUAUUGUCCUGAACAUAAAUUUUUCAUCACGAACCACGUCAAUGGAUGUUCAAAGAACAAUAGAAGCAGCUGUUGAAAAACGAACAAAAAAUAUAUUUGGACCACCUGUUGGUAAAAAACUAAUUGCAUUUGUUGAUGAUAUGAACAUGCCAAAAGUUGACGAUUAUGGUACACAACAACCAAUUGCAUUAUUGAAGCUACUUUUUGAACACGGUGGAAUGUAUGAUCGAGGAAAGGACUUGCACUGGAAACUUUUUAAAGAUAUUUCAUUUAUGGCUGCAAUGGGAAAGAGUGGUGGUGGACGUAACGAAGUCGAUUCUCGUUUUAUAUCGAAAUUUGCCGUCAUCAAUUUACAAUUUCCUCUCGAUUCGACAUUAAAGCAUAUUUACGGAAGCAUAUUGAAUGGUCAUUUAAAGUCAUUUCCGGAAAAAGUUCAGACGGCAUCUGAUAUUGUCGUACAAAUGACUCUCGAUUUAUUCGAAAUUGCUACUUUACAAUUGCCUCCUACGCCAUCAAAAUUCCAUUAUAUUUUCAAUUUGAAAGAUUUGUCUCGCGUUUAUGCUGGAAUAUUGCUAACAAGUCCAAUAAACUUUAAGGAACCACGACAGCUUGUCCGAGUUUGGAGAAAUGAAUUUACUCGUGUCUUUUGUGAUCGCUUGAUUGUUGAUAUUGAUGUUCACAUAAUACGUGAUCAAAUGAAUGAAAUGAUUAAUAAGAAUUUUCGAGAACCAGAAUACCGGCCUAGAGUGUCAAACCUCUCUCACAGAGUUGAAAAAAUUGAAAAAAAGGAUUCAAUUGCAGACAUGCCUGCAAAUCAGUUUAUAAUGCGUGACCCUUUAUUAUUCGGUGAUUUUAGACACGGAGUUGUCGACGAAGAAGAAAGAACGUAUGAAGAUUUGCUUGACUUCACAGCAUGUAUGCAUCUUUUCACAGAGAUCAUGGACGAAUAUAAUGAUCGUCGUGGAUCAAUUGAUCUUGUCCUCUUUGAUGAUUGUCUUGAACAUUUAACUCGUGUUCAUCGUGUUAUGAGAAUGCAUAGAGGUCAUUUAUUGCUGGUGGGUGUUGGAGGGUCUGGAAAACAUAGCAUAUCUCGGCUUGCUGCGUUUGCUGCUGGUUGUGAAGUGUUUGAGAUUACGAUUACACGUGGCUAUAAUGAAGAAUCAUUCAAAUCUGACUUAAAGACCCUUUUCAAUAAUCUGAUGACACAACCGACAGUUUUUCUGUUUGCAUCAGCUCAAAUUGCAGAAGAAGGAUUUUUGGAGUUUAUAAAUAAUAUUUUAACCGUUGGAAUCGUGCCAGCAUUAUUUAAUGACGAAGAGAAAGAUACGAUAAUUGGUAAUUGCCGGAAUGCUGCAAAGGAUGCUGGAUAUCCCAUUUCAAAGGAUGGUGUUUGGAAAUAUUAUGUCGAUAAAUGCUCAGAAAAUUUACAUGUUGUGCUAUGUAUGUCGCCAUCGGGCGAUACAUUACGGAACCAUUGUCGCAGUUUUCCAGGUCUUGUUGGCAAUACCACGAUAAAUUGGAUGUUGCCUUGGCCAAAGCAAGCGCUAAGAUCUGUCGCUCGUGGUUAUAUUUCAGAAAAUCGUAAAAUACCUGAUAGCUAUAAGGAUGAAAUUAAUGAUCACGUUGUGCACGUACAUGAAUCAUUGACAUAUUACACACAGGAAUUUAUCACCAUCUUACGUCGUCGCAAUUAUAUAACACCAAAACACUAUCUCGAUUAUGUUACCACCUACAUCCGUCUGCUAGAUGAUAAGAGUUCAUUUAUCAUGAAGCAAAUUGUUCGCUAUACCGAUGGAAUACGUAAGAUUGACGAUGCAUCAGCACAAAUAGACUUGUUGCGAGCGGAAGUUGAGAAAACGAAAAUGGAAGCAGUAAAGGCAGCUCGUAAUUGUGAUGAUGUUAUGACUGAUAUUGAGAAUUCAACGGAAAAAGUUAUGAAAAAGAAAAAGGAAGCAACAGAAAAGUCAACUGAAGUGGAACAAAAUCGCAAACAAAUUACUAUAGAGCAAGAGGAAGCUGAAGAAUCAUUGCGCCAAGCGCUGCCUGAUUUAGAAAAUGCUCGUGAAGCCUUAGAUACACUUUCUAAAAAGGAUAUUACGGAAGUUAGGAGUUUUGCGAAUCCACCAGAGCCCGUUCAAAUUAUAUGCGAGUGCGUUGCCAUAUUAAAAGGUCUCAAAGAUAUAUCAUGGAAAACGGCAAAAGGCAUGCUAGCGGAUGUUAAUUUUUUGAAAGGCUUACAGGAAAUGAAUUGCGAUUUAAUUACAAUGAAACAAGUAACAAGCUGUCGUGCACAUAUGAAGAAAACAGCAAAAUUAGAUGAAAUGAAAGCAAUAUCAAAAGCUGGUUACGGACUUUUGAAGUUUGUAAAAGCAGUUUUACGUUAUUAUGAUACUUACCGUGAAGUAAAGCCCAAGAAGCUGCGUGUUGAGGAGCUACAAAAUGACUUGGAACAGAAAACAAAAGUCCUCGAAUAUUUGAAACUCGAAGUAGAGACACUUGAAAAGGAAUUGGAUGAAUUAAAUAAAAAGUAUCAAGAUUCUCUCUUACUCAGACAAAAAUAUCGCGACGAACUUGAUAUUUCUGAGAAGAGACUAAAUGCUGCAGACAGAUUGGUAACUGGAUUGUAUUCAGAGAAAAAUCGUUGGCAAAACAACUUACAACAACUUGCGAUCGAUAAGGAAAAUAUGAUUGGAACAUGUUUGUUAUCAGCAGCUUUUUUGGCGUAUGCUGGAGCUUUUUCAUAUGAUUUUCGUAAAACUAUGAUAUAUGAUGAUUGGCUGAAUGAUAUUUUAAGACGAGAUAUUCCAGUGACAAUUCCUUAUUGCAUUGAUCAAGAUUUAUCAGAUGAUGUUGAAAUAAGUGCAUGGUCUUCAGAAGGACUUCCAUUUGAUAAUCUCUCAAUUCAGAAUGGUAUUUUGACAACACGUGGGUCACGAUUUCCAUUUUGUAUUGAUCCUCAACAGCAAGCAUUAGGAUGGAUUAAACGAAAAGAAGCUCAUAAUAAUUUAAAGACUUUGACCUUUAAUGAUGCAGAUUUUCUUCGGCACUUAGAAAUAGCAAUAAAAUAUGGAAAUCCUGUGUUAUUUCAGGAUGUUGAGGAUUACAUUGAUCCAGUUAUCGGAAAUUUGCUCGAAAAGAAUUUUCGCUUGCAAGGAAAACAAGCAUAUGUCUUGCUUGGUGAUAAAGAGAUUGAUGUUGAUGUAAAUUUCCGUCUUUAUCUUACCACAAAACUUUCGAAUCCUGUAUUAGAUCCGUCGAUUUAUGCAAAAGCAGUAGUGAUAAAUUAUGCAAUCACAAUUGAUGGAUUAGAGAAUCAAUUGCUCGCGGAAGUUGUAAAAGUUGAACGUUCUGAACUGGAAGAACAGCGAGAAAUGUUGAUUGAGGAGACUAGCAUAAACAAAAGUUUAUUAUCAACACACGAGGAUUCACUAUUGCGAGAACUUGCAAACUCAAGUGGAAAUAUGUUGGAUAAUGGGGAACUUAUUCAAACACUAGAAAAUGCAAAAACUAAAGCAAUGGAAGUAACAACAAAAUUGAAUUUAGCAAUUGAAACUUCAAGAUAUAUUGACGAAGCUAGAAAUGAUUAUAGACCAAUCGCAUCUCGAGGUGCACAUUUGUUUUUCGUUCUUUCCAACAUGUCUAUUGUAAACACAAUGUAUCAAUAUUCAUUAUCAGCUUAUUUGACCGUCUUUGUUCUAUCGCUGAAGAAUGCUGAUCCUGAUAUUAUUCUAAGCAAGCGCUUAACAAAUAUUAUUGAUAUGCUUACCAAAAAUAUUUAUUCAUACGGAUGCUCUGGAAUAUUUGAAAAACACAAGUUACUUUUCUCAUUUCAAAUUGCUACAAAACUCCAGCAAAGUGAAGGAAAGCUAUCACAAAAAGAACUUGACUUCUUCAUAAAAGGAACAACGUCAAUGGAGAAAUCUGAUCAAGCAUGCCCAGCAAAAUGGCUACCAUCAAAAGGAUGGGAAGAUUUGAUAUAUUUAUCGAGUGAAUUUUCUGAAACCUUUCAAGAGAUUGCUCAUCAUUUUCGAACUCAUUUAUUAGAGUGGCGUGAUUGGUAUGAUUUGGAAAUGCCAGAAAAUGAAGACUGUCCAGGCAAUUUCACAUCACAUAUGACCUCAUUUCAACGAAUGAUGCUUCUUCGUUGUUUUCGAGUUGAUCGAAUUUUUUGUGCCAUUAAUUCAUACGUAAUCGAAAUUAUGGGAGAACAAUUUGUAACACCGCCAGUGAUUAAUUUUAAAGCAAUUUUUGAACAAACUACAUCAAGCACUCCUGUUGUCUUUAUGCUAUCACCAGGAUCUGAUCCGACAGAUGAUCUUAUGAAAUUAGCUGGAUAUCAAAAUAUGCUAUCGGAUAGAUUUAAAUAUAUUUCUCUCGGACAAGGUCAAGAAUCAGCAGCGCUGAAACUUUUUAAAAAUGCUGUACAAAAAGGAGAAUGGUUACUGCUGCAAAAUGGACAUUUACUAAUAUCGUUCAUGAGAAGACUUGAAAAAAUUAUUGAAAAUAUUGAUUCGUUGCAUAAAGAUUUUCGUUUGUGGAUAACAACAGAUCCAACGCCAACUUUUCCCAUUGGAAUCUUACAGAAAUCAUUAAAAGUUGUUACUGAACCUCCAAAUGGAUUGAAGCUAAAUUUACGUUCAACGUUCUUUAAAAUACCAUCAGAACAAUUAAAUGCAUGUAAGCAUGUAGCAUUCAAACCAAUCGUGUAUGUUCUUGCAUUUUUCCAUGCAGUCAUAUUAGAACGUCGUAAAUAUGAUAAAUUGGGCUUUAACAUUUCCUACGAUUUUAAUGAAUCAGACUUUAAUGUUUGCGUUGAAAUUCUGAGUACAUAUCUUUCAAGAAACGAUGGAGCAAUACCUUGGAAUAGUUUAAAGUAUCUCAUUGGCGAGGUCAUGUAUGGUGGACGUAUAAUUGAUGAUUUUGAUAGACGAAUUGUACGUGUUUACAUGGAUGAAUACAUGGGCGAUUUUCUAUUUGACACAUUUCAGCCCUUUCAUUUUUAUCAUGACGAUAAUGUUGACUAUAAAAUUCCUGUAAAUGCAGAGUCACAAGAGGACUUUAUUGCAUCGACUGAUUUUCUACCACUUGCAAAUACACCGGAAGUAUUUGGUUUGCAUCCGAAUGCCGAAAUUAACUAUUAUAGUCAAACAGCACGGGAAAUAUGGAGCCAUUUAAUCGAAUUGCAACCACAAACUGGACAAACAACUGGCGGCACAACGCGUGAUCAAAUGAUUGAUUAUAUUGCAGAGGAUAUUUUGAAAAAGAUUCCACAAACAUUCGAAAUUUGGCGUAUUAAAAAAUCCUUUGCUAUGAAUAUUACACCAACACUGAUUGUUCUUUUACAAGAAUUAGAGAGAUUUAACAAACUCGUCAAGCGAAUGAGCUACACUUUGAGUUUGUUGCGAAAAGCACUUGCUGGUGAUAUAGGAAUGGAUUCAACAUUAGAUAAUCUUUCCGUUUCUUUAUUUAACAAUCAAAUACCAGAUGAUUGGAGAAAACUAGCACCAGAUACUUGUAAAACAUUAGCUGGCUGGAUUGAUCAUUUGAUUCGUCGUGCUAGUCAAUAUAGAUAUUGGUCAUCAUCAGGAGAACCACUUGUUAUGUGGAUUUCUGGUCUUCAUGUUCCUGAGAGUUUUCUAACAGCAUUGGUUCAAAUUGCCUGUCGCAAAAAUAAUUGGCCAUUAGAUCGCUCAACGCUAUUUACCAUUGUAACUGAUUUUACGGAUCCCGAUGAUGUUGAAGAGCGACCAGAAUCGGGCUGUUAUAUACAUGGUCUGUAUCUUGAGGGUGCUCGCAUAAAGAAUCAAUGCUUGGAGAGAUCAUUACCGAAAGUGCUUGUUGAGCCACUGCCAAUAUUGUCCAUUCAACCGAUUGAAGCACAUCGUCUCAAAUUACAAAAUACAUUUCGUACACCGGUCUAUACAACUUCAAAGCGUCGCAAUGCAAUGGGAAUUGGAUUAAUAUUUGAAGCGGAUUUACCAACUACCGUACAUCCUAACCGUUGGGUUCUGCAAGGCGUCUGUCUUACAUUAAAUGAUGACUGAAAAUUUCUUGUGAUUAAAUAAAAAUUAAAAUUGAAUAAAUUUAUUUUUGGAUUCUUUCUUUAAAAAAAAUUUAAA
Chironomus riparius is the source of this 6216-nucleotide messenger RNA. Lineage: Eukaryota; Metazoa; Arthropoda; Insecta; Diptera; Chironomidae. The record is from the annotation of a GenBank genome assembly.